AUUUAAAUCAAGUUGAAAAGUUUACAAAGGCUGAACAGCGGAGGAGCUCAACAAGGGCUCUAUUUACAGAGACUGAGAAGGAGGAGCGGAGGGGCAACCGAAUGAAUUAAAUAAUGCUUAGGCGCUUAAACUACGUAAUUUCAUCAACAGCGAAAGGAAGGGUUGAAACAAGAGGGGAAACAGAACUGACAAAAGUUGCUGAGACGUUAAACUAAAGAUUUUAGAAGAUAAAGAAAAAAAAAAGAGAGAGAGAGAGAGAGAGAGAGAGAGAGAGAGAGAGAGAGAGAGAGAGAGAGAGAGAGAGAGAUGAGGACAUUACAUAAUAAAUUGGUAGCGUUCGACUGGGACCGGCACUGACUGACACACACUUCAGACUCACGGUCAAACAAUUGAUGAACUUUUGGAAACUUUGGCCUUUUAUUUAUAUAGGCUACGUAUCUACAUUUAUAGAUGCCCACAUUUUUUAAAUCGUAUUAUCCUGUUUUUGCCUUGUUUAUUUUUAUGAUAAACAUGUAGAACUCCCUGGAGAGUUCUUGUCACUCUUUUGGCUUGGAUAAUGUUGACAAAGUUGUCAGCAUCGCGGUUCUUUGCGCUUUGAACGCAUUUUCAAAUACUUUUCUGAUGUUUCCUAAAAUUGGAAAAUUGGAGUGAACGCUAUUUACAGAUAGAGAGCGCGUAAUUCAAGUACUCAUCAAAAGUUAUGACCUCGGCGACACCCCCUUCUUCUCGUAGCUCCUCCCCACAGAAGGUCUGCCACUCUCAGACUCAGACAGAUGUUCUAAAGCCACUAUUGGGUGGAGGAGGCGGGGCUUCUUCAGGGAACGGACCUGCCGCAUUAAGGCGUCGGCGGCGGGUGCUGUCUAAAGAAGGGCGGAGCAAUGUACUUAUUGAACACGUCAGCGGCCGUGGGGCACUUUACUUGCGUGACCUAUGGACGACCUUUUUGGACAUGCAGUGGCGCUACAAGCUGUUCUUGUUUUCAGCCACCUUUGCUGGUACCUGGUUUAUCUUUGGAGUGCUGUGGUACUUGGUGGCACUCGUGCAUGGAGAUUUGCUAGAGUUUGACCCUCCAUCCAACCACACGCCAUGUGUGAUGCAGGUCCAAACUCUGACAGGGGCAUUCCUUUUUUCUCUGGAAUCACAAACUACUAUUGGCUACGGCUUUCGUUGUAUCACUGAGGAAUGUCCACUCGCCAUCAUACUGCUUAUUGUCCAACUUGUCAUCACUAUGGUGAUGGAAAUCUUUAUCACUGGAACAUUCCUUGCCAAGGUAGCUCGGCCGAAGAAACGUGGUGAAACUGUGAAGUUUAGUCAGCAUGCUGUGGUUGCCAAUCAUGAGGGGCGGCCUUGUCUUAUGAUCCGUGUAGCUAACAUGCGUAAGAGUCUGCUUCUGGGCUGCCAGGUAACCGGUAAGCUGCUGCAGACAUCCCUGACUAAGGAGGGUGAGACAGUUCGUUUGGACCAGAGGAAUGUAUUCUUUCAAGUGGACACAUCCAGUGACAGCCCUUUCCUCAUACUUCCCCUCACUUACUACCACGUGAUAGACGACAACAGCCCACUGCGGGCCUGGGCCGCCAAAGGUGGUGGGUGGACGGACCCAGAGCUGGCAGACUUUGAGCUGCUUGUAAUUAUGAGUGCUACAGUGGAGCCCACCUCGGCCACCUGCCAGGUUCGUACCUCCUACCUGCCGGACGAGAUCCUUUGGGGCUAUGAAUUUCCACCUGUCGUCUCCCUCUCCCCCUCUGGGAAGUAUGUCGCUGAUUUUGCAUUCUUUGACAAGGUUGCCAAGACCAAGACGCCGCCCAUUUUCAAACAAGCCCCACCUCAUAAUACUCAAGCUUCCUAUCAAAAGAGUAAAGGAGGAGACCAAGGGGCAGAUACAGAAAAAAUGAGAUUGGAGGAGAUUUACCGGGAGGAAAGGGGGCGUGUGCGAGACCAACUUAGUGUCCGCAUAAGUAAUGUAUAGAUAAGAAAAAGCACAAAGAUGGAGGGGGUGAAAACGGAGUCUGAUAUAGAUAAACUGCCCGAGUGCUUGUACGAGUAAGCGUUAGCCAACUUCUUUUUAAUGCCACUGAGUCUACCUGUUUUGCCAGGCAGCGUGCCAGCAGAGUUGGCUACUGCUGAAAUACACUGACAUGCAAGAAUGAAAAUAACAUGGGCACAAGAAAAGGGGCUAUGUUCGAAAUAGUAUACUACUCAGUAUGUAUCUCACAAAUCAAAUUACACUCUUGUUCAAUGUGACAAAAAACUCUUUAGUUAAUGAAAUUAAAAAUGGAACAAGCUUCAACAACAUAAAAAAUACACCAGGUGACAAAUGCAACCAAUACAAUUAUGCAAAACAAUGUGUAAUAUGUAGAGAAACCCAACAAUCUGUUUAAUUUUUAUUUGAUGUCGUAAAGUCGGGUUUGAGCUAUCAGAGCUUUUAAAAAAGUUUCCCACUUGUAAUAACUAAUUCAACAAAGAUAUUAAUGAGAUUAUGGUAUUGACAACAAUGUAGUACACUACUGCGUUAAACAUUUAUUGUUGUUGAUAAUACUUUUACAUACUAUAUUUAAAAAGUAGUAUCCGCUUGUUAAGGCUGACAUCAUGCACCACUUCCGGGUCCAAUCAAUCUCUAAUUCCAUAGGGAGAUGACCAGACAUGGAUUUUUUAUGAAUGAUUAAUAUUUACAUUUACAUUACAUUCGUCCAAAGUGACUGACAAAUGAGGUAAACAAUAAAAGCAAUACAAAAAUGCACUAGAAGUAGUAUCAUUAAGGUCUAAAACAUUAUACAUAGAAAAAGGUUAGUUAGUAACAGUACAUUCACAAGGGGCGAAAGUGUUAAUGCUUGACGGAAGGCUUGUCUGAAGCAUGGCCAACCGCCAAUCACAAUGGACGCAACCUAUGCUCUGGUCUUCCAUAAACGUAAUUGACUGGCUCUGCCUAGGUUAUUUGCAUAAGGCGAUCUGAUUGGCUGACGCAUGCGUUGCCGCUUGAAAAGUUGAGAUAUGUUCAACUUCUGCCGAAAGCAGAAAAACAUGAAAGUGUUUGGUAGCUUCUAAAUUCACCUCUGUUUGGAUCCUAACUGUACAUUCAUACCGCCCCCGACUUGAGCUUCCAAAGUUGCCAGAAGUCAUUCAUUUACUAUAGAAGCUGGCUUUUCUCAGCUGCAAGGAGCAUCAAAUCCAUCAGCGUCACAUUUUGAGCAACCAGAGCGUCAAUCAGAAAGUUGAAAGAAGCUCAACUUUAUGGUUAUGAGCUAUGACACGGUUUACAACAAGCAGUGGCAAAACGCCAGCAACCAAUCGAAUAUAGCCUAGACGUUCUUCGGUGGCUGAUUCUGGAGAAAUAUAUUAGGUAAACUUUCAUUCCUAUCAAAACAUUAGUUCUUCAGAGACUUCAGAGCGGCCAAAGCGUCAACAAGCUUCCCCAUACAUUUUGAAAAGCGUCCAUGACCGGGCAAGCCUGAGCUUCUUUGAAAGCUCAAGUCGGCGGCGGUGAGAACGCUCAGUAAGGAAAACUGGGCUAAAUGGUAACACAUUCACAAUGCGCUGUACAAAGAUUAACUGCACGCAUUGAAAAAAGGUAUGUAUUCAUUUGUCUAAGUUGAGGUAAGAACAUACCGUUAGUAAAAUAUUGAAAAUCGGUGGUGUUCUCCUUUAAACUCUGUAUUAGUAAGUGAGGUGUUGGCAGAAGAGAUGGGUUUUUACCUAAAUACUGCUACAGAGUCAGCUGAUCGUGUCGUGACCGGCAGAUCAUUCUAUAGAUGUGGAACAGAUCCAGAGAAGGUACACGAUAGUGAUUUGUUUCCUCUUUUUGAGAUGGCACCACAAGCCUUUGCUCGGUGACAGAGCACAGAGAUCGAGAAGGUACGUAGGUCUGUAUAAGCGAAUUAAAGUAAGGGGGUGCUGACCCGGUGGUACUUUUAAAGGCCAGGAGUAGAGCUUUGAAUUUGAUGUGAGCUGAUAUAGGAAGCCAGUAAUUGCUGUCUGUGAUUCCAAGAGUUUGGAAACUGCAGUGUACACUGAGUUUAUACAUUUUUCCGUAAAUGACUAACAUGAAUAAAUAGUGCUCAUAAACUGCUGUUUAAAUAGUUUCCUCUAUUGAAAUUAGUGGAGGCUUAGACCCGGAAACAGUAUUCCUUACAUCAUAUCUUAACAAGUGGAUAUUAAAAAUAAACUGCACAUAGUAUGAGUCAACGGCUAGUAUUCUAUUUCGAACAUAGCCAGGGAAAGUGAUUACUGAAAACUACUAAGCUAAUAGAUCUUCUGGAAUUCAAUGUGGGUGGACUCAUUAUAGAUUCGCUGCUUCACACAUGACAAUACUGAUUUUACACACACAAAACACAAACAAACGCUCAUAAGAUGGACUGGUCAACUGUAAAGGAUUGUCUCCACCUUGUGGCCAAGAAAAGCAGUGCCACUGAUUUGGGACACCUGAGAACUUACUGUAUAUAACAUUCUGAUGGAAAACAGCUGACUUGAACAUAUGGAUAAUAAAAUACUUUUCUUGAAGGAUUCUGGAUUGUAGAGGGGUCAUGUAAAAGACUGAAAAAAAAUCAUAAUGUUUAAACCACUGUACUGUAGGUAAUGAUAGGUCAAAAAGUACAAGCGUUGGAGUAAAUAACUUGUUUUCGUCUUAUCGAGGGACUGCAUUGUCUAUAUAUUGUCUAUAUUUGUGUCUAACAGUGCCAGUAUAGAACUUUUUUGGGUAAAGGUCUAGAUUUUCCCAUAGUUUAUCUUUUGUCACUGGAAUGAACAUAUUGAUGUUUGUUAACAAUACUAAAAGCACUUUAACCCAACGAGGCAUGUUUAUUUUUUUAUUUUUUUUGGGUCCAGAUUAAUUGUACAUGUGCUGUUUUUAUAAAGACAUUUCAAAUGAAGUGUGAAAGAAUGUAUUUUCAAUUAUUAUAAUGGAUUUAUUCAAUGUGCCUGCAAUGUAUAUAAUAAUAAUAGUAAUAAUAAUAAUAAUUUUACAAUUUCGUUUAAUAUUUUAAAAAGUCCUGGGGCAUGGCUAUUUUGACUUAAGCAUGAAAACACCAUGAAUAAACUCAUAUCAAAUCAUAUCAGCCAGAACACACAAAACCCAUUUAAUAAACACCUUAGCAAUAACAUAGUAUUUCCAUUCCUUCUACCCAAAACACACAAGCAUCCUAACAUUUUAUUAUUAUUAAUAUUACUAUUAUUAUUGUUGUAGAUUGCAUUUAUCUGUUGUAAGAAGAAUGAUUGUCUCAUUUUCUUUGUCUACAACUGUGGCUGAAAAGAAACAUGUGUUUAGUCAGGGUUCACUUUCAAAAACUGGACUUUCCUUGUUUUAACUGCUAAU
Molecule: messenger RNA, 5305 nt
Organism: Paramisgurnus dabryanus
Lineage: Eukaryota; Metazoa; Chordata; Actinopteri; Cypriniformes; Cobitidae
Source: RefSeq, a predicted model, not a curated record